This is a messenger RNA of Aspergillus fischeri NRRL 181, 624 nucleotides long. RefSeq names its product putative plasma membrane protein Pth11-like. The coding region runs from base 1 to 624 and encodes 207 amino acids. The transcript has 3 exons. The record is from RefSeq and is a predicted model, not a curated record. NCBI's taxonomy places the organism in Eukaryota, Fungi, Ascomycota, Eurotiomycetes, Eurotiales, Aspergillaceae.
AUGUACUACACCGCUGCGUUCUUUCUCAACCUCUUCUUAAAAGACCUGCACGCGCUCUCGAUGUUGGCUUACAGCGUAGGUGUUUUCGGUGUUGUCAGCGACGUAUACAUCAUCACACUUCCGUUGCUGGCUAUUGUGCAGCUGCGUCUGAGCAGGGCCAAGAAGUGGCGCGUUGCUGCUGUAUUCCUCACGGGACUUUUAAGUGUGGUGAUGAGUUUCCUGGGCUGCAUAUACCGCUUCCAAGUCAACAUCAUGGACAUUACUUACUCCCUCCUGCCCAUCUACAUCGUCAACACCUUGGAAGUCGACAUCGGCAUAAUAUGCACCUGCCUCCCCCUCCUCGGCGCACUGUUCAAAGAAAACACGAAGGAAUCCCGGCGGCCGACCAGCUUCCGAUCCAUCCACAACCGUCUCUCUCCCUCACGCUCGCGGUGUCCACACAGCGUGGAUAAGAAACAUCAGACUCACAGUUCUGAUAAUAUCGAGCUUAUCCCGCAAACCUAUGCCGCAGGUGCGGUUCCGGAGAUUUAUACUGUGUCGCCGCCGUCUAGUCCACCGAAUGCGAUUUGGCGCAUGACGACGAUUGAACAGAAGUGGGGCGAGUCUUGUGUGCCGCAGCAAUGA